This is a messenger RNA of Porites evermanni, 880 nucleotides long. The record is from the annotation of a GenBank genome assembly. NCBI's taxonomy places the organism in Eukaryota, Metazoa, Cnidaria, Anthozoa, Scleractinia, Poritidae.
AUGCCUUCGACAUCAAUGGCUGGUCAACCUGUUUUCGUUGUGUUUAUAAGUUUUCUGAUGUUCCACAAACGUGUUGCUCAGCAUUGUGGUACAAACAGUUACUCCGUUUACCAAAUGAUGCUCAAAGGACACACCUAUAUGAGAAUCAAGGCCAGGCCAGGCUCACUCGACUGUAAACAGGCCUGUGACUCUGAUGUCAGAUGCCAGAGCUAUAACUACGUCAUGUUCCAAGACAUAUGUGAGUUGAAUACCAGAACCAAAGAGGCCAGGCCAGACGAUUUUAUCAAGAGUAGUGACAGAUAUUACGUCACAAAAGCCCCAUACAGAGGUAGGGAAAUUCAAACCGAAAUACAUUUAUUUUUAAAACCACGCGUUCAUGUAACUAAUAUGGAAGACGCAGAGAACUGAAUCUCGCAUUCGCAUUGGCAGUCGUUGGAACAUCUUUGUCAAUGUUCGGAAUGGUCAAGAUAAUUCAGUUAUUUAUUGUAUCAAUCACCAGUGGUCGGUAAAUCUUCGAAAAUUCAAGUUAGAUGGUAUUCUAAAGAAAACCUCAAUCAAAGAACUCAAAACUUUGAAAAAUAUUGAAGCAGUGAAGGGAAAUGAAAACAGUAUAAGUGCUGAAGACGGUAUAAAUCGAUCAGAAGUAGCAAAAAAGCGCACAAAAUUGAACAUGAAUUUAAUUUAGCUGUGGUUUGUUUUAUCUCUAGAGCGCCUAGGUUCCAUUCCCGAGCUUUCUGCUGAAUCGUGCGCAGAGAUCAAAGCAAGUGAAGGAGAACAUGCGGUCAGUGGUGAAUACUGGUUGGAUCCAAGGGGAUCUGGGACCUCACAUAUUGUACAUUGUGACAUGAGCACGUCAACGCCAAGUAGGUCGUUCUGGUAA